AUGCAGUUCGCCAAACUCGACGAUUCUCCCAUGUUUCGGCAACAGAUGCUAUUGAUGGAGGAAAGUGCUGAAUUAUUGAGAGGGAGAUGUUUAAGGCUUUACAAAGGAUCACGCAAGUACACAGAAGCACUCGGGGAAGGGCAUGAUGGAGACAUAUCUUUUGUAAAUGCUCUUGAAACUUUUGGCGGUGGGCAUGGUGAUCCUAUUUGUGUUGCUCUUGGAGGCCCAGUCAUGACCAAAUUCACAAUUGCUUUGAGAGAAAUUGGAACAUUCAAAGAAGUUCUUCGAUCACAGGUAGAGCACAUGCUAAAUGAUAGGUUGAUGCAAUUUGUCAAUGUUGAUUUGCAAGAUGUCAAGGAAACCCGGAAACGCUUUGACAAAGCUUCUCUUAUAUACGAUCAGGCACGUGAGAAGUUUCUUUCAUUGAAGAAGAGCACCAGGGUUGAUGUAGCUGCUGUCAUAGAGGAGGAAAUGCACAAUGCAAGAUGCUUAUUUGAGCAAGCCCGCUUCCAACUAGUUAGUACUCUCUCUAAUGUUGAAGCCAAAAAAAGGUUCGAGUUUUUGGAGGCUGUUAGUAGGACAAUGGGCGCUCACCUUCGAUUCUUCAAACAGGGAUAUGAACUGUUACAUCAUAUGGAACCCUUCAUUAACCAGGUCUUGGCUUAUGCACAACAGUCAAGAGAAUGUUCCAACUAUGAGCAGGAGUCGCUUCAUGAAAGGAUGCAGGAGUAUAAAAGGCAGAUUGAUCGAGAAAGAAAGAAUUCCUUGAAUGGUUCUAGUGGCUCUCCCAAGGGAGACAGUCUAACAAGACCUUUUGCAAGGAAUUCAAAUAAAGUGAUAGAGGCAGCCAUGCAAUCUGCUGCCAAGGGAAAGGUCCAAACCAUUCGACAAGGAUAUCUCUCAAAGCGAUCCUCUAAUUUGAGAGGGGAUUGGAAGAGAAGAUUUUUUGUGCUUGAUAGCCGAGGGAUGCUGUAUUAUUAUCGGAAACCAUGGAGCUGGAAUUCUGCAGCUGCGAAUCAGUCUUCCGCACAGAGAAAUAAUCAAUCUGAAACUAGUCAUGGGUUGCUGAGCCGGUGGCUUUCUUCUCAUUACCACGGGGGUGUACAUGAUGAAAAAUCUGUAGCACGACACACUGUGAAUCUUUUGACCUCAACAAUUAAGGUUGACGCUGAUCAAUCAGAUUUAAGGUUCUGCUUCAGGAUUAUCUCUCCAACAAAAGUCUACACUUUGCAGGCAGAGAGUGCGGUAGAUCAAAUGGAGUGGAUUGAAAAAAUAAAUGGAGUAAUUGCUUCUCUGUUGAGUUUUCAGACGCCGGAGAGGUGUCUUUCUGCUGGUCCCAUUGAAUAUGUCGAUUAUUGCUCUGGAACCGGAAGCGAAAGUGGUUCAUAUGUGGAUUGCGCAGAUGUUGAACAAACAGCACUUGAGGAAAACACAACUACAAGUCUUGCCUCCGAAAAUCAUUUACGUAUAUCUAGAAGUUGGGGAGAUAUGGCCAAUAGCAUGAAGGGUGAAAAGCCAAUUGAUUUAUUGAGAAGAGUAUAUGGGAAUGACAAAUGUGCUGAUUGUGGUGCAUCUGAGCCAGACUGGGCAUCCUUAAACCUAGGUGUUCUUAUAUGUAUCGAAUGUUCUGGUGUUCAUCGUAACCUUGGAGUACAUAUAUCAAAGGUGAGAUCACUGACACUUGAUGUUAAAGUGUGGGAAUCAUCUGUAUUAAACCUGUUUCAGUCACUGGGAAAUGUCUAUGCAAACUCAAUCUGGGAGGAGUUGUUGCACUCUGGGAGUGCAAGUGGAACUUCCAAGAUUGACAAACGCAAACAGUUUACUGUGCGAAAACCUAGUCAUGAUGAUUCUAUUGCAGUAAAGGAGCAGUACAUUCAUGCUAAGUAUGCUGAAAAAGUUUUUGUUCGCAAGUCAAAGGAGACUAAGCAUCUCCUUUCAUUGGCGCAACAGGUGUGGGAAAGUGUCCGUGAUAAUGACAAGAAAGCAGUGUACCGCCAUAUUGUCUGCUCUGAAGCCAAUGUGAAUGCCAUCCAUGGGCAAGCUUCAUAUAAUGCACUUUCUUUGGCCAGAGCGAUGCAACUAGAAGAUCUGGAAAGCAGUGAUCAGAAAUUUAAUUCCUUCCCAGAGGAAUCUUUGGACGAGCCGUUAUGCUAUUUGAACUCCUUGAGUAAACAUGAAGAUGAGCUGAUAGAAGAGUCUUCUGAUGGCUGUUCACUUCUUCAUCUUGCCUGUCUGACUGCUGACAUAGGCAUGGUGGAACUUCUCCUACAGUAUGGUGCAAACAUAAAUGCUCCUGAUUCAAGAGGUAGGACGCCACUACAUCAUUCUGUAAUAAGUGGGAGAACUUCAAUUGCAAAACUGCUUCUUGCAAGGGGAGCUGAUCCGCAAGCUGUUGAUAGAGGUGGCAAUACUCCACUCAAGCUAGCAUCUACAGCCUUGCAAGAGAAUGAGGUUUUUGGCACGAACAGAUGAUAUGGUGAGAGAAUUAUCCGAAGGAAGACAAAAGGGGAUUGCCGGUAAGGAUUGAGGGGACGACCUUUGUAUAAUUAAUUUAGACAAUUGACACAGUCUGCCUCAUGCUGCCUUUUGCUUAAACCCAAUAUUGUAAUUCAGUCAUGCGGUUGAGGACUUCUAUCAAAAACAAAAAAAUCAUUUUCGUUGAGGGCUACAAUUAGGUUUUUUUUC
Pistacia vera is the source of this 2685-nucleotide messenger RNA. RefSeq names its product ADP-ribosylation factor GTPase-activating protein AGD1. The transcript has 19 exons. NCBI's taxonomy places the organism in Eukaryota, Viridiplantae, Streptophyta, Magnoliopsida, Sapindales, Anacardiaceae. The record is from RefSeq and is a predicted model, not a curated record. Gene Ontology annotation, molecular function: GTPase activator activity; protein binding. The coding region runs from base 1 to 2472 and encodes 823 amino acids. Gene Ontology annotation, cellular component: cytoplasm.